Dentiscutata erythropus is the source of this 993-nucleotide messenger RNA. Lineage: Eukaryota; Fungi; Glomeromycota; Glomeromycetes; Diversisporales; Gigasporaceae. The record is from the annotation of a GenBank genome assembly.
AUGACAUACGAACAAUACAUCGAUAAUAUUAAUGGUGUUGAUAGUAAACAUGAAGAUGAAAUUACUCUCGGAGUUAGCAAUUUUAAUUUAGGCCUCUAUGCUGAUUCUCUUGUACAAUUUGACUGUAUUUUGGAAAAUUCACCAAGUAAUUUAACAGCAUUAAUCUUUCGUAGAACUUAUUUAAAACUAGGAAUAUUUGAUAAUGCGUUUUCAGAUUCAAACACGAUAUUAAAAAUUGUUCCAACAAAUACGGAAGCAUUUAUUCUCCAAUUCAGUAAAGUACUAGAGAUUAAUCAGAAUGAUUCGUAUGCUUUGGUUCUUCGUAGACAAGUUUAUGUGAAAAUUCAAAAUUAUAACGAAGUUUUCCUAGAUUUUGGCAAAUCAUCAGAAAUCAAACAGAAUAAUACAGAUGUGUCAUUGCUUUCCGAGGAAACUAGAAAAAUGAUAAAAACACUGUUAUUUCGUGGGGAAACAUACUAUUCAUUAGAGCAAUACGAUAAGUCUCUAUCAAAUUUUUGUAGAGUGCUAGAAAUUGAUCCAUAUAAUUCAGUCGUAUUAUCUUUUUGUUGCAUGCUUUAUUACUUGUUAGAAAAAUAUUCUUAUUUUGAACUUGGACAUUAUAAUAAAGCUUUUAUAGAUCUUAAAAAAAAAGUGCGAAAACGCAAUAAUAGAUUUGUGCGAGACUUUAAAACUUCAACAACUAUAUUAACUCUUCGUGGAGGUGUUUAUUUUUAUCUAGAUCAGUAUAAUAAUUCUCUUAAAGAUUUAAAUGAAAUUUUAGAAAUGGAUCAGAAUAAUGCUACUACAAUUUUUCUGCGUGGAGAAUCCUACUUCCAUCUUGUCUAUCUUAAACUUGAAGAAUACGAUAAGGCUCUUUCUGAUUCAAAUAAUGUAUUAAAUAUCGAACCAGCCGCUUUAAUUCUUCGUGGAAAAGCAUAUUACAGUCUAAGAAAAUAUAAUCAAGCUUUUGAAGAAUUUAGCAAAGCAAUAUAA